GUCAAGCCUUCUAAGCUUCUAUUCAUCUUCAUCUUUAUUCUCAUGAAUGCCGAGUGCAGUUCCUUUAUGAUGAACUGCUCUAAACCGGACGCACCCUCCCUGCUGGAGGCUCUCAGACCAGUUUUCAAUCUGAGCGCCAUUCGACCCGUCACGAAUAUAUCAACCAUCACGAAUGUCAACAUUUCCUUCAUCCUGUACGGCAUUUUGGGGGUGGAUGAAAAGGCCCAAAUCUUGACAACUUUAAUCUGGCAAUCUGUAAGUUGGAGAAACGAGUUCAUCUCGUGGGACCCACAACAGUGUGGUUCUUCAUCAAUCACAGUCCCAAGAAAACUACUGUGGGUACCAGAUGUGGUCAUUAAUGAAUUUAUGGAGAAGAACUCAGCUCCAUUCACUCCAUACAUCUAUGUGUAUUCUGACGGCCUUGUUAGUGAUGCACUACCUGUCAGAGUGGUCAGCUCCUGCAGACUGGACAUCUACAUGUUCCCGUUCGACAUCCAGAACUGCACCUUUAGCUUCAACUCCUACGUGUACCGCAAGUCUGCUCUACAGAUUGACCUCCCAGGGCAUGCAGGGGAAAUAUUUCAAAUGUCGAAAGAAAUGAUGACGACUAUGGGCGAGUGGGAACUAAUUGGCAUCACAGUGAAGAAAUUUGUUUUUAAUGCUGACUUUGAUAACUUUUAUGAGGAGCUUCGUUUCUAUGUGUCGAUGAAGCGUCGGUCCACCCUGUACGUGGUGAACCUGCUGAUCCCCAGCUGCUUCCUCAUCACAGUGGACCUCUUCAGCUUCCUGCUGCCUCCUCAGGCUGUGGACCGCUCCUCCUUCAAGAUGACCCUCAUCCUGGGCUACACCGUCUUCCUGCUCAUCAUGAACGACCUGCUGCCCGUCACAGGAAACACCAUACCUCUCAUGAAUGUGUUCCUGUCUCUGUGCCUGGGUCUGAUGGUGGCCAGUCUGCUGGAGACUAUCCUGAUCACCAACCUACUGUGCGGCUCCACUCAUUCUUCUGCAGUUCCUCACUGGAUCAGAGUACUUGUUCUCCAUAUCCUGGGCAAACUGGUGCGACUUCCUCCAAAGUCCAGAGAUCUACAAGACGUCACAGUUUCCUCUGUGGUGGAAGAGGGCAGCGAGGCUCCGGAGCAGAAAAGACCUCUGAAUGAGGACAAGGCCCUGGACGAGCUGAGGAGCCUGGGUAAGGAGCUCCAGGGUCUCCGCCUCCAGGUGGAGCAGCAUCUGGGUGGGAGCCAGAGUUCAGAGGAGUGGAUCCAGGUGGGUUGCAUCAUAGACCGCCUGCUGUUCGGCCUGUAUGUCCUCUUCAUAUCAGUCAGCUUCAUUACCAUCAUCAUCAUGUGGGCGCAGUAGUACAACUCCUGAUUUGACUAUUUCAUUUGGUUUGUUCUUAUUUUUAGAUGCAGGGUCACAUUAUUUACCCUGAUAAUUGUU
This is a messenger RNA of Limanda limanda (common dab), 1440 nucleotides long. RefSeq names its product 5-hydroxytryptamine receptor 3C. Gene Ontology annotation, biological process: monoatomic ion transmembrane transport; regulation of membrane potential; chemical synaptic transmission. Gene Ontology annotation, cellular component: membrane; neuron projection; synapse. The transcript has 9 exons. The record is from RefSeq and is a predicted model, not a curated record. Lineage: Eukaryota; Metazoa; Chordata; Actinopteri; Pleuronectiformes; Pleuronectidae. Bases 43 to 1359 code for a protein of 438 amino acids. Gene Ontology annotation, molecular function: extracellular ligand-gated monoatomic ion channel activity; transmembrane signaling receptor activity; neurotransmitter receptor activity.